Elephantulus edwardii (Cape elephant shrew) is the source of this 1097-nucleotide messenger RNA. RefSeq names its product RAB33A, member RAS oncogene family (gene RAB33A). Gene Ontology annotation, biological process: Rab protein signal transduction. The coding region runs from base 238 to 951 and encodes 237 amino acids. The transcript has 2 exons. Gene Ontology annotation, cellular component: Golgi apparatus; endosome. The record is from RefSeq and is a predicted model, not a curated record. Gene Ontology annotation, molecular function: GTPase activity; GTP binding. Lineage: Eukaryota; Metazoa; Chordata; Mammalia; Macroscelidea; Macroscelididae.
CUCCGGGCUUUUGUGCCGGGGCCUCAGAGCUCCCAGGAGGGUGCGCCGGAGGAGGGGGGCCGAGGUGAGCGCACCCCCUUCCUGCACGCGCGCGCACACGCUCCCGGCGCACGCACACACGGGGCGGACACACACACGCGCGCACACGCACAUCGCUCGCCUGGAGCGCACGAGCGUGGCCGUUGUCUUUGUGUGGAGCCCUCGAGGGGGGUCGGGCCCCGGGCCGCUCGGGGGGACAUGGCGCAGCCCAUCCUGGGCCACGGGAGCCUGCAGCCCACCUCGGCCGCCGGCCUGGCCGCCCUGGAGCUCGACUCCUCACUGGACCAGUACGUGCAGAUUCGCAUCUUCAAAAUCAUCGUGAUUGGGGACUCCAAUGUGGGCAAGACCUGCCUGACCUUCCGCUUCUGCGGGGGCACCUUUCCCGACAAGACUGAGGCCACCAUCGGCGUGGACUUCAGGGAGAAGACGGUGGAAAUCGAGGGCGAGAAGAUCAAGGUUCAGGUGUGGGACACGGCAGGCCAGGAACGCUUCCGAAAGAGCAUGGUAGAACAUUACUACCGCAAUGUGCACGCCGUGGUCUUUGUCUAUGACGUCACCAAGAUGACAUCCUUCACCAACCUCAAAAUGUGGAUCCAGGAGUGCAAUGGGCACGCCGUGCCCCCACUAGUCCCAAAAGUGCUUGUGGGCAACAAGUGUGACUUGAGAGAACAGAUCCAGGUCCCUUCCAACCUCGCCCUGAAAUUUGCUGAUGCCCACAACAUGCUCUUGUUUGAGACAUCAGCCAAGGACCCCAAAGAGAGCCAGAACGUGGAGUCAAUUUUCAUGUGCCUGGCAUGCCGAUUAAAGGCCCAGAAAUCCCUGCUGUACCGUGAUGCCGACAGGCAGCAGGGGAAGGUGCAGAAACUGGAGUUCCCACAGGAAGCCAACAGUAAAACUUCCUGUCCCUGUUGAAACCAAAUGGUGUAAAUAUAAGCUAUCAUUGGAGGGUUUUUUCCCCCUUCCCAACCCUCUUUUUUGGUUGUUUUUGUGCCUGCAAUAAAGCCAACACCUGCUUGUUUCCACACAAGUUGAUAUGAAAAUAAAAUUUGUAUAGAUUA